GCUGCCGGACGGGAAAUGGCCUCGGAGCGGAUUGCGGUGCAGAUGGACGAGUUCCUCCACCGCCAUCUCGAACUACGCCGUUCGCUGAAGGCCAAGCUUGCGAACCAGUUUUUUGUGGCCACUAGUGAUACGCAGGCGGCCAAUAUGCUCGGUUUUAUGCUGGGCUGUGAGCCGCUUGAAACGGCCCAACUAGAGUGCUGCGAAACGGAACCAUUGUUCGACCCGGAUCUCUUUAAGCGAUACCUACUCCCGAUCGUGAAGCGUAUGCCGAGCCGUGAAUUUUGCUUCCUUCCGCUGGUGCUGGAACAUAAGGAGCACCCGGCAACACCGGAGCUGAGCCUGCUGAUACGGGUACGGUGUGCCCGGCCACACCACGCCAAGUUCUGUUACCUCGAUCUGGCCCGACGGCGCUACGCCGGUUACCCUGAGUUCGUGCGUUCCAACCGGUUCCCACCCUGCACGCUCUGGUGUCCCCGGAAUGGUUUGAUAUCGUACGAUGCCAGCGGCCGGAUACGGGUUAGUGGCUGGAAGGUAAAGAAACGCCGUGGUGAACUGUGGAAAACGUUAUCCGUCGUUGGUAACAUUGGCGCGGUCGUGUUGAUGGCGUUUGCAUCGGACUUUGCGCCGCUACUGGUGCUGGUUACGCUACCGAUGACCGGCUUUUCGAUCGUGGAUCUAGUCGAUGGCAUCCGGCACGAGCGAAAUGCGGUGAUCGCAUUCCGCGCUACCGCCGUAGCCACCAAUCUGAUCACUUUCGCUAGUGUCGGGCUGACCGUGGCCUGCCAAUCGGCACGUUUGCGCCAACUACUAACGGUCGAUCAAUUGAAACUGCUACAAUCGGCUGAGUCGUUCUUGCAGGUGGCCAACACCAGCAUGAUGGCCACGUAUGCACUGGUUUCCAUCGUCGGCAGCGUGUCAGGGUUCGCCAACCUGAGCAAACUCGAGUGGCUACUGCUAGCGGCCAACCUAUGCCUGGCGCACAGGAAAUGCCUCACGCUGGAGGGCGCCAAGGAUCUCAUCGCAAAGCUGGAACUGCGCGGGAUCGCAACGUUCUUCCUCACGACCUGCCGGAACAUCAAGCUCAAGUACCGGGAGCUAAUGGCGGCAAUCGAACCGUAUCUGGACACCGUCCUUCCCUUCGUUCUCGACGUUCUCAUGCAAGGCAUCGAGUUUAGCGUGACGGACGAUUUCACCGAAAUCACAAUCUUCGGCUACCGGUUCCAGUUCCGGACGCUGCUGAACGUGGAUCCAAAGCUGCUGAAAUCGUUAUUUGCACAGUUGGCGGAACGGGCGGGUGAAAUGGUGGAAUCCGUUGGCAAGUGUUUGCAGGUGGCCCACUCGAACCCACUGCUCGGUGAUGCGCCAACACUGCUGGAACUGUUACAGGCCAUACUGGAGCUCGGUGGACGGUUGAAAGCGCUUAAGGAAAGUGCGGACCUUCUAAUCAACGCCAUCCGGUUCGGUCGCGGGCUUGAGUUUACGCGCGAAACUUUGUUGGCAUGGUGGCAUGCGCCAUCGCAUGACCGGAUCGCCCUGCUGCGGGCUCUCGUUGCACUGGAGCGCGAACAAACGGAACAGCUGAACGAGCUGCGGUCGAGUGGACGACUGAAGGAUGAGGAUUUGUUCCGCUGGCUCGUAGGGUCCGUAAACGCUAUCGAGGGUCAUGGCGAGGCGCACGAAUGUUACACGCUUCUGCUCCACUUUCUGCUCGAUGUGGCCCAACGGAUACCAUCGUCAUCGGCGAUCGUGUUCGAUGACGAGCAGCACAUUAUCGUUGAUGAGUUGCUAGCGAUCACAGUGACCGAGUACAAUGCAGUGUCCACCGGGUAUCGUGAUGUGCUACUGAACGAUCGCCGGUUCUUACAGCUGUGUCGUGAUAGCUCCGUCGCUGGUACCAAUCUGCUGAAGCGCGCCCAACAGUCCUGGUUGCGCACGUGUUCCCAGGAGCAUCCACAGUUUGAAACGAUCGGUUUGCUGGUGGACCUGCUCGGUUCGGAUGUACCUCGUCUACCAAUGCCCUCAUCGCGUGCCCUCGACAUCGCACUGGACGUGGCCGGAUACACUGUUGGGACGGUGUACUAUGGCAUCCUAUUCGCUAGCCACGUUUUGCGCUCAGAGGGAAGCAGCAGCACUAGCGACACAGUGGAAGCCCGGUUCCGUCAUCUGCUAAGUGUGGCCGAGAAUCAUCGAUCGGCGACUGCAGAUCCAACGCACCAUCGUGGAGAGCCCACGAGCGCAGAGGACGAAGAAUUGGUUGCACUGCUGGAUCGACUGAAUACCGAUGCCGAUACUGACGAUAAUUAUCUACGGGAAGAAGAUUGGCGUUAG
This is a messenger RNA of Anopheles aquasalis, 2328 nucleotides long. RefSeq lists its product as uncharacterized. Lineage: Eukaryota; Metazoa; Arthropoda; Insecta; Diptera; Culicidae. The record is from RefSeq and is a predicted model, not a curated record.